Messenger RNA from Phaethon lepturus (White-tailed tropicbird), 949 nucleotides. Its product is annotated as E3 ubiquitin-protein ligase RFWD2-like. Gene Ontology annotation, molecular function: ubiquitin protein ligase activity. Lineage: Eukaryota; Metazoa; Chordata; Aves; Phaethontiformes; Phaethontidae. The record is from RefSeq and is a predicted model, not a curated record. The annotation marks the transcript as partial. The transcript is spliced from 11 exons. Gene Ontology annotation, biological process: proteasome-mediated ubiquitin-dependent protein catabolic process.
GUAAGUACUGUGCAAUGCUUCAAGGAGAACAUGUAAUGAGCUGUUUUCUCCUCAUUGAGGAGUGCCGCUGGCUGACCAACCCCAUCUGUUUUGAUAUGAUUGAAGAAGCCUACAUGACGAAAUGUGGACACAGCUUCUGCUAUAAGUGUAUUCACCAGAGCUUGGAGGAUAAUAACAGAUGUCCCAAAUGCAACUAUGUUGUGGACAACAUAGAUCAUCUUUAUCCCAACUUCCUAGUCAAUGAACUUAUUCUUAAACAAAAGCAGAGAUCUGAGGAGAAAAGACUCAAACUGGACCAUUCAGUGAGUAGCACCAAUGGCCAUAGGUGGCAGAUAAUUCAAGAUUUGCUGGGAACUGAUCAAGACAAUCUUGACUUGGCCAAUGUCAACCUGAUGCUGGAGCUGCUGGUGCAAAAGAAGAAACAGUUGGAAGCAGAGUCCCAUGCUGCCCAAUUGCAGAUCCUUAUGGAAUUUCUCAAAGUUGCCAGGAGAAACAAACGAGAGCAAUUGGAGCAGAUCCAGAAGGAGCUAAGUGUUCUGGAAGAAGAUAUUAAACGAGUAGAGGAAAUGAGUGGCUUGUACUCCCCAGUCAGUGAGGACAGUACGGUGCCGCAGUUUGAAGCUCCCUCACCUUCACACAGUAGUAUUAUUGACUCCACGGAGUAUAGCCAGCCUCCAGGCUUCAGUGGCAGUUCUCAGACCAAAAAGCAGCCGUGGUAUAACAGCACGCUAGCCUCACGACGCAAGCGGCUCACAGCUCAUUUUGAGGACCUAGAGCAGUGCUAUUUUUCCACCAGGAUGACACGUGUCUCGGAUGACAGCAGAACCACAAGCCAGCUGGAUGAGUUUCAGGAGUGUCUAUCCAAGUUCACGCGCUACAAUUCUGUCCGACCCCUGGCAACGCUGUCUUACGCUAGUGACCUCUACAAUGGCUCCAGCAUAGUAUCCAG